Molecule: messenger RNA, 855 nt
Organism: Kalmanozyma brasiliensis GHG001
Lineage: Eukaryota; Fungi; Basidiomycota; Ustilaginomycetes; Ustilaginales
Product: protein of unknown function DUF1279
Exons: 1
Coding region: 1-855 (284 amino acids)
Cellular component (GO): mitochondrion
Source: RefSeq, a predicted model, not a curated record
AUGUCGCUGAGAGUAGCUACACGCGCGCUCAUGGCGCCAGCUAAGAGUUCGUCCACGUCCACAAUGACAGCGAGGGCGGCAACAUCGACAAGAGGGCUUGCAUUGACACCCUCCUCCUCAAUACCCUCGUCAUCGUCGGGCUUGGUAUUGCGCGCGUCAAGAUGGCAACAGACAAGCAGUCUUACUUCGAAACCGGCGUCGUUGUCCCUCUUCACGCCAAGAAGCGACCUAUCGGCAAGCGCCUGCAUACGCGCAAUCCACACCACAUCGCCCGUCCAGUUCAAGCCCACUUCGACCGCAAAGGCCAACGAGAAGCCCUCCGAAUCCAACACUCACAGCAAGCCAGAAGCGGAAUCCGAAGCAGACGCCGACGCUCCUCCACCGAAAGCCACCCUUCGCGAGCGUCUGAAGUUCCUCACACGGCGGUAUGGCUGGUGGGCUCUCGGCGUCUACCUGGCCGCUUCCGCCGUCGACUUCACCUUGACUCUCCUCGCCAUCCACAUGCUGGGCGCAGACCACAUCCGCUCGCUCGAGGCAUCGCUGCGCAAAUCCAUCGGACUGGAGCAGCGCUCCGACGACGAGACCUCUAGCGAGCCGGCCAAAGGCACGAACCCCAUCUGGACUGAAGCCGUACUGGCGUACACGAUCCACAAGACACUGAUGUUGCCCCUGCGCGUGGCGUUCACCGCAGCAGUCACACCGAGCUUUGUCAAGUGGCUCGUCAGGAUGGGCUGGGCCAAGGCAAAUCACGUCGUCAAGGCGCAGGUUGGCAGGAAGGCCGCGGACAGGGCGAUUCAAGACGUCGUCAAAAGGAACGCCGCAGGCAAGGCAGCGGACGUGGCGAAGCACCAGUAA